This is a messenger RNA of Porites evermanni, 1029 nucleotides long. The record is from the annotation of a GenBank genome assembly. Lineage: Eukaryota; Metazoa; Cnidaria; Anthozoa; Scleractinia; Poritidae.
AAGUGUGGCCUCUUGUGGCAAAAAGAGUACUGCGAGUUUCACAAGAAAGCUCUUAAGAAUCCUAAGAACUCAAAGUACCUCAGUUUUAACUGUCACAGCUCGGGACAUGGGGGCCUUGGCAACCGUAUCCAAGGAAUUGUUUCUCUCUUCUUCUUGGCAUUGCUAACUGACAGGGUCUUUCUUAUCAACUGGAUCGGGCCAGGUAUAAUAGCGGACUACCUGGAGCCAAAUCAGAUUAAUUGGGAUUUGCCACUGAGUAGAUUUGGGACAUUCCACAAGAGCUUUUGGGGCGUGAUACCGGAGCCUGGUGGAUACGACCACAGCGUUGUUAAAUCAGAGGAUGCGUUUUCAAAAUGGUGUUUAGAAACUGAUUUUGAGUCUGAUGUAUUACAAACACGUUUUGAGGCCGUUGGCACCAUAUUUCACUUUUUACAGGAGUUAUAUAAAAACCCUUAUUUGAGGAAACAAGCUGCCAUGAAGGAGCUUCCCUCUUCGCCUUCACAAAUGUUCGGCUGCGGAUUUCAGUUUCUCUUCAGGAAGAGCUUAGCCAUGGUUCGUGCUUUAAGACAAGCCAGGCUUUCACUCGACAGAAAACCUCCACUUCUUGGUAUACAUGUUCGAACCAGUGAUCAUCAUUGGGGCAGUACAAAUGCGUUUUCAUACCGUUCACAUAACACAACUCUUUUUUUCCUGUGCGCACAUGAACAAAGUAAUUUUAUCCGGCAAAGGUUUGGCCCAAGUUUCAAUGACCUAAAAUGGUUCUUAGCGGCCGAUGAUAAGGCAGUCAAGACCGCAGCGAAAAAACAAUUUCCCGAUGAAAUAAUCUCGUUGAAUCUAAACCCAAAACAUCUAGCUUUUGGUUGGCAAGACAGUAACACUAUUAGAGAUGUACUCCUGGAUAUUUUCCUUCUGGCUGAGAGUGACUUCCUCCUUUUAACUUUUGGCAGCAGUUUUAGCCGACUUGUAACUGCUGUUGGACUACAUGAUGAAAAUAGUAUAGCUGACGGUGAACGAUGUUUGGUCAACCAA